AUGAAACUUAGUAAACAAGUGGCCAGUAUUUUGACGUUUGCCCUCAAAAAUGCUUUUAAACAUUUGUGCAAAAAGGGCUCAAAACGAGCGUUUGAAUUGAUAAGUGCCACUCCUUGUGUUAAUCAGGCAAAUGCUGAGAUUACAAAAUGUUACACUAGUUUAGUGGAUAUAAUUCAAGGAAUAAAAUAUGCUGAAGAAAACAAACGUAUACCACACUUGUGUUGUGAGUAUUACACGUUGUUUCCGUGUUUGUAUGAAAGGACCAAACGUUUCACAAAAUGCACGACAAAGAAGAUGGACAUCGCUUCAGAUUUUGUCAGAAAUAUAUUUGAAAACAUUAUUUCAUUGCUUUGCGGCGAUUAUACCGAUCAGUCAGAUAAAUGCCAGACUUUAGGUAUAAAUGUUUAA
Messenger RNA from Oppia nitens, 408 nucleotides. RefSeq lists its product as uncharacterized. The coding region runs from base 1 to 408 and encodes 135 amino acids. NCBI's taxonomy places the organism in Eukaryota, Metazoa, Arthropoda, Arachnida, Sarcoptiformes, Oppiidae. The record is from RefSeq and is a predicted model, not a curated record. The transcript is spliced from 3 exons.